This is a messenger RNA of Striga hermonthica, 804 nucleotides long. The record is from the annotation of a GenBank genome assembly. Lineage: Eukaryota; Viridiplantae; Streptophyta; Magnoliopsida; Lamiales; Orobanchaceae.
AUGGCGGAUUUAGCCAACACGGACGCCAAUUUCGCCGGCAAAACCCUCGGAGACACUCACUCCGACCGGCAUCCCGACCCAAUUCUACAUUUCCAGCUCGAACCGGGCGUGGAAGCCGACGAUUCCGGCGGGAACUCCCCGCCGCUGUGGAAGAUCGGCGGGCCGAGCCCAUCCCGCCCCCUCCUCGGCCGCCACCGCCGUCUCCGGUCGGACUCCAGGGCGGAUGCCAUCGCCCGGGGGCAAUGGGAGCUGAUGGAGAUGGUGAAGAACAUGCCGGAAGCGUCAUACGAGCUCUCGCUGAAGGACCUUGUUGAGAGCAAUCGGGAAAUCGAAGGAAACGGAUCUGUUGGGGAAAAUCACGGAGUCAAUCCGCAGCAGCGGGCCGCGGCGAGAUCGAAUCGAUCCUCGCCGGAGGAGAGGAGGAAAAUCAGCGGCGAGGGAAAAAUUGGGGGUUUUGAUAACAGGGGGGUGAUUUUGAACACAGGGCUUCCAUUUUCGGCGAGGGGUCCGAAGAGGAAGGUGGCGGUGGUGAAAAAUCACGGCGGCGGUAGGGUUUCGCCGAAGGUCGAUGGGCUGAAGGGUGGUGGUCAUGGUGAGGCGGAUUGGUGGAGGAAGGGGUUUGCUGGGUCGAGCGAUAGUGAUAGCAGCAGGACCAGCGGCGGCGGCGGAAGCAGCAGCAUGACCACCGUGAGCAGCGGCGGCCGGAGCGUCGGUAGCGGCGGUGGAAGCCGCGGCGGUGGCAGGAAAAAUGGAGGUUGCUGGCCUUUUUGCUGGUCAAGAAAAGGCAAAUCAAAACCUGUUUAA